Messenger RNA from Huiozyma naganishii CBS 8797, 1158 nucleotides. RefSeq names its product putative dehydrogenase BDH2 (gene BDH2). Gene Ontology annotation, cellular component: cytoplasm. Lineage: Eukaryota; Fungi; Ascomycota; Saccharomycetes; Saccharomycetales; Saccharomycetaceae. The transcript has a single exon. Gene Ontology annotation, biological process: butanediol biosynthetic process. Gene Ontology annotation, molecular function: zinc ion binding; (R,R)-butanediol dehydrogenase activity. The record is from RefSeq and is a predicted model, not a curated record. Bases 1 to 1158 code for a protein of 385 amino acids.
AUGAGGGCACUAGUCUAUUUUUCCAAAGGGGAUAUCAGGUUUACAGAUACACUGGCAGAACCGGAGAUAUCCACCGGCGAUGAGCUUCUUGUCGAUAUUGUGUACUGUGGUAUAUGUGGUACGGACCUCCACGAGCUGACGGACGGUCCCAUUUUCUUUCCCCUCGAUAACGAGAGGAACGAGAUCAGUGGGAACGGUUUACCGCAGGCGAUGGGCCACGAGAUGGCCGGCAUUGUGACCGCUGUAGGCAGCGGAGUGAAGAAGUUCCAAGUGGGGGACCAUGUAGCGAUCGAGCCCACGGGGACUUGCAGGGACCGGUACCGUUGGCCCGACGCCCCCGAUGCGAAGAAACCCGUUUGCACGUCCUGCCAGCGCGGGAUGUACAACUGCUGUGACUAUCUCGGGUUGAUCGGGAACGGUGUACAGUCCGGCGGGUUCGCUGAGAGGAUUGUCGUGAACGAGUCGCACUGCUACAAAUGUCCUGACAAUUUACCCUGGGAGGUCGCCGCGCUGAUCCAACCUAUUGCUGUCUGCUGGCAUGCGAUUAACAUAGCACAAUUCAAGCCCGGGUCGUCUGUCCUGAUACUCGGUGGGGGGCCGAUCGGGCUGGGCACCAUCCUGGCUUUGAAUGGCCACGGGUGUACCGAGAUUAUCGUUUCCGAGCCCGUGAAGCUAAGACGUGACUACGCCGAGAAAAUGGGGGCCGUCGUGUACGACCCUUUGCAAUGUUCGCAUGAACAGAGCAUCCCGAACCUGAGAAAGAUGGCUCCGGGAGCGGACGGAUUCGACUACUGUUUCGACUGCUCGGGCACGCCCGCGACUUUGAAGGCCUCCAUCGAAUGUCUCACGUUUCGGGGCACCGCAGUGAACGUCGCAAUGUGGGCCACAAACAAGGCCGUCAACUUCUACCCAAUGGACAUCACGAAACAGGAGAAGAUUUACACUGGGUCGAUGUGCUACACGUACCACGAUUUCGAAGAGGUCAUAGAGGCGUUUGGCGAUGGGUCCAUUGACGCAGAGAAGGCGCGUCACAUGAUCACGUCCAAAGUGCGCCUCGAGCAAGGGUACGAGGACGCGCUGUUGAAGCUGCUGACGCACAAGGAGGAGACCAUCAAGAUCCUGAUCACCCCGAACAACCACCACGAGCUCGACAGCUAG